Alternaria viburni is the source of this 2205-nucleotide messenger RNA. RefSeq lists its product as uncharacterized. The transcript is spliced from 5 exons. Bases 1 to 2205 code for a protein of 734 amino acids. Gene Ontology annotation, biological process: DNA-templated transcription; regulation of DNA-templated transcription. The record is from RefSeq and is a predicted model, not a curated record. Gene Ontology annotation, molecular function: zinc ion binding; DNA-binding transcription factor activity, RNA polymerase II-specific; DNA binding. NCBI's taxonomy places the organism in Eukaryota, Fungi, Ascomycota, Dothideomycetes, Pleosporales, Pleosporaceae. Gene Ontology annotation, cellular component: nucleus.
AUGACGAACUCACCGACGCGUGUUUCCGAGAUUAUGGACGCCGGCAGCAGUAGGCGCAAUGGCAAGCCAGCAUCCUGCGAACCAUGCCGGCUGAACAAAACCAAGUGUGAUCAUGGCCAUCCAAAGUGUGAUCGAUGUCGUCAACGUGGUAUUGAAGACCGCUGCUUCUACCACCCAGCACCUCUCACCAGACAGCGUCAGAGUGCCGAUGAGUCAGGAACAGGUGAAGCCCGUCCUCCUAAAAGAAAACGACCCUCGAAGCAGGCUUCGGAUGCUGUUGCCGCUUUUGCCCCAGCGUCUCCGUCGCAUGGUGACAAGCUUGCGGAUGCCGUAGCUGCUGAUGUAUAUCACCCUGGGUUUCUCGGGCCUGGAUCGUACGCCGUACUUCUUCCUCAGGAUGAAGAACCCGGUCAGAUGCGUGAACGCGAGGAGUCUGUUACAUCAGAACGAUCAGAUCGCGAACUUACACACCAGCACACCCUGUCCAAGUCCAUGCGAUACCAGAUGGCUUGUGAUGUUUUGAGCACUCUUCGCCAUUACAACGCUAUCAAAGAGCUCGUUCUAUGGUAUAAUGCAACAAAUGAAGCAGGUGUGAUACCUGCCCAGGUUCAGGUCGACGCCGUGAAUGCGUUAGAAGCUGUUGUUGACAAGCAUGACCUUCGGCGGAAGAAACCCAGUUCUCUGCUGAUAAGCCAAGUACUCGAGACGACUGCACGCCCUUUCACAGUAUCACAGUCAAUGGAGGCACACGACUUUCACAUCUUGUGUUCCGGUGAUAAUUUACGAUUCGAAACUAUCGGCUUUCUCCUCGCGACGGCCGGGCGAUCGCUAACGUUUGGCUUCGUUCCGGAUAUCUUCAGUGAUCCUGCCAACAAGGACAUGAAGUUACACUUUGCCGAUGAGCUACUUCGCGCGAGUACGACCUGUCUUUUUCUCACGACGAUGCUUGCGACAGUCAACGACAUAACGAUCUGGAUGUAUUACGAAAACUAUCUAUUUACAAUCAUGAUCUGCGGCUACCAAGGCCCACCCAGCUGGCGACGGAUAGGCGAACUGUCGACACAGAUAUAUGCACUGGGUAUACAUCAAGAGAAGAAGUGCGCUCAUGCUCCGAAAUGGUUGACGGAAACACGCCGUAGGGUUUUCUGUUCAGCAUACAACCAGGACAAGUCGAUAUCCACCUUCCUUGGCCGUCCGAUACGUAUCAGCAAGAGACACACUGACAUCGAGCUUCCACUCGACCUGGCCGAUAAUGAAGUCACCGGUGACCAGGCGACCUUGGAAUCUGCCAUCGCAGCGUUGGACGAGGACGGUUGGAAUACCAAAGGCAGAUGGUUGAGAGCGUCUUGGAUCCGUUUACGUCAUAUAUCCCUGCGAAGUCGCGAAGAAAUCCUGGAAUUCUCGCUCGUCAAGAUAGACGCAAACGCGGAAGCUCAGCUACUAGAUAUAUCCGAGCGUGUACGCACUUCCUGGGAGACGCUACCCAAACAUAUGCGAUACUGGAAGACCUGUUGGGAAGACGAUGUUCCCACGGUAAUCUGUCUGAUGCUGUCCAUCAUACACCUCACGCAUUGGUACAACGAGUUCAUGAUCCAAAAGCUGCUCGAUUACAGCCCAUUGACGCUCAACACUGCCCUACUGCGCGUCUCUGUUGAUCUUCUUUGCAAUACACUUACCUUGGGUAGAAUACGCGAUCGAUCUUACGAUGUUCAACGCGACAUGCUCAACGCCCUACUGCUGUUUGGUGUACCCGCAGCGUCGGUACUUGCUACAGCAUUGCGCGAGCAACAUCGAACAGGCCAGCAAUUCCCCGCUGAAAUAUCCCGCGCUGAGAUCAUUCGCAUGCUCAGCGUGCUCAUAUCACAUCUUGAUUCGGCCGCACACAUGGAAAACUCUGGAGCUAGACACGGCGAAGCCAACUACAACCUCUUUCGCAAGGCGAGCAAGAUCUUCACCAAGGUCAUUGAUACAGUCUUGGACACCCGGCCCGUGGAGGAGAUUACCCCAGCGAGUGCUCAGCUUGGACUUGACCUGGAUCUGGACAUUUUCUCCGGCGCUGGGUUGGAUGGUUUUGAAGGAGGCAUGGAAUUCCCUGGCAUGGGAAUGUCACUUGGCAUGAACGGGAAUGGAAAUGGAAAUUUCAGUGAUGCUGCGGAUGAUUGGGGUGCUCUCGGUCAGUGGAACGCCUUUGGUGGGCCUGUAUAA